AUGGCAGAGGCACCGCCUCCUUCAGGCCCCAAGAAGCCAGACAUCCAGCCAGGGCCUGGCCGUGGGCAGGUCGCCGGGCGCGGAAUGCCGGCUGCGCCACUCAGCUCAGCUCCAGCUGGCCUUGCGGGACCAGUUCGUGGCGUGGGUGGACCUGCGGCGAUCCAGAUGCAGCCGAAAGCCGGAGGAGCUUUGCCAGCUCCCGGUGGAGCCCCGCCGGGAAUGCCUCCAGGGUUCCCAGCCAGGCCGCCUGGAAUGCCGGGAAUGGUCCCCCCGGGAAUGCCGGGCAUGCCUCCCGGUAUGCCUCCUCCGGGUAUGCCAGGCAUGGGUCGCGGCAUGCCACCCAUGGGCCGGGGAGCGUGA
Symbiodinium sp. CCMP2456 is the source of this 360-nucleotide messenger RNA. NCBI's taxonomy places the organism in Eukaryota, Dinophyceae, Suessiales, Symbiodiniaceae. The record is from the annotation of a GenBank genome assembly.